This is a messenger RNA of Gastrolobium bilobum, 1130 nucleotides long. RefSeq names its product protein CONSERVED IN THE GREEN LINEAGE AND DIATOMS 27, chloroplastic. The coding region runs from base 130 to 1068 and encodes 312 amino acids. Lineage: Eukaryota; Viridiplantae; Streptophyta; Magnoliopsida; Fabales; Fabaceae. The transcript has 7 exons. The record is from RefSeq and is a predicted model, not a curated record.
AAAAACCAUUACUAUUAAUCAGUGAGCAUAAUUUAUCUCACUCCUCUUCCUCUACUCCGAAAUUGAACUGGGAUUUAAAACUAGAACACAACACUGCUGCGUAGGUGAGAGCUUAAAUUCAACAAGUAAAUGAUCAGACUUAAUGUCUACUGCUCUCUAAUUCCAAGUGCAAGACAAGCCAGACCAAGCAGCAGCUAUGGUUCAUUGAUUAUCAAUAAUCGCAGAGCUUCAAAUUUUUCUCCUCGGAUUUCAAUCAGGGUUAAGGCCGUAAAAGAUGAGAUGGAUGGGGAAAAAAGUGGAUCUUCAGGACGUAGCUGGGAUCCUGGGUUGGAAAUUGAGGUCCCUUUUGAGCAGAGGCCGGUAAAUGAGUACUCAUCUCUGAAGAAUGGAAUUCUGUAUUCAUGGGGUGAACUGGGUCCGGAGUCGCUCUUCCUUCGCCUUGGAGGUCUCUGGUUGGUAGCAUUCAUAGUUCUUGGAGUGCCGAUUGCAGCUGCAAGCUUUAAUCCUUCUAGAGAGCCUCUAAGAUUUAUACUAGCUGCUGGAACAGGAACACUCUUCAUUGUGUCUUUGAUUGUCUUGAGGAUUUAUCUGGGGUGGAGUUACGUUGGCGAUAGACUUCUAUCAGCAGUCAUUCCUUAUGAAGAAAGUGGAUGGUAUGACGGACAAAUGUGGGUCAAGCCGCCAGAGAUCCUAGCUCGUGAUAGAUUGUUGGGCUCUUACAAGGUUAAACCAGUUGUUAAAUUGCUGAAGCAAACUCUAGUUGGGACUGGAGCAUUACUUGUUACCGGAGUUAUGCUAUUUAUCUUUGCUACACCAGUGGAGAAUUUUCUUCAAACCACCUUCAACACAGCAGAAAAUAAAUCAACCGCCCGAGCUCCCAAGGUUAACACAAAGUUCAACCUAAGUAAGGAGGAGUUGCUUAAAUUGCCUGUAGAGGUGAUAGCUGAUGACGAUCUAGCAGCUGCUGCUGCUGAGGCUGCUGAUGGAAGACCUGUCUACUGUAGGGAUAGGUUUUAUCGAGCAUUAGCAGGAGGUCAGUACUGCAAAUGGGAAGAUCUGGUCAAGUAAAGGACCAAAAAGAGGCAGAUGUAAUCAAUUUCAUUUAGUAAAGUUUAUGAUUUGUGGUGACA